Molecule: messenger RNA, 981 nt
Organism: Parathielavia appendiculata
Lineage: Eukaryota; Fungi; Ascomycota; Sordariomycetes; Sordariales; Chaetomiaceae
Exons: 1
Coding region: 353-901 (182 amino acids)
Source: RefSeq, a predicted model, not a curated record
GGCCACGCUGGAAUGAGACACGGCGAUCGCUGUUUCUGCAUGCAACGACGCGAUCAAAGCAGCUUUUCCAGCCAGACCGCCACUCUUCCUUUCGUUCGCGCCUGCGAUGAGCUCGUUUCAUCGGCCAGAUACUGAUACUCGUACCGGUGCUCUGCUCGCUGCGGUGGAAGGACAAGAGAUCACUUGGGUAGGCCAACGAUCAUUCGUCAUGACACAAAACGGCUUGCAACCAUUCCUGAAUUUGAAGCAUUGACUUUGCCGGUCCAGCUCGGCCGGUUUUCCGACUGCGGGCCCAAUUUCCCUUCACGGUCCAGCUUUCCAAGUCGCGGGGCCUGACCCGAUUCGUGUCACAAUGUACUACGUAAGACGGGGCCCAAGGGUUGAUGCGGGCUCGCUGCCGAGAACCAUUGGAUUGUUUCUCUGGUAUCCCCAAAGGUGUAGCACUGUUGCGACUAGCAUUCAUCAUUUUCUCGCCGGUGAUGGUGGACAGUUGACGUUCCGCUCGGAAGUCAAUCAUUUGCACUUGCAACUGAAGCCAAAUUGCGUCGCUCCUGAGCGGCCUAGGGGGGUGGAGAAUCCAAGGACCGCCAGGGGUCCUUCUGAUUGCCGAGGCCAGGGUGUGCCCCGGUCCGCACAUGACGGCCGGGACAGCAACCAAAGUUGCGAUUUGCCGUGGAAAUCCACCUCCUGCCACACAGCGGAACAUAAGACGCGAGAUCCCGUCGGUCGUGUCGCGCAGACAGGCGGUCCCUUGCAGAGGGAAAUGACAUCGCCGUUGGAUCGGAACCGGGGCCCCCCUUUCGUCACUGGGACAAACGUCCUGUCGGGUCCCCAAAAGCCGCUGGUUUCUCCCUUUAUGCGACGACCGCAAAAUCUCCACCGCUUGCCCGGGAAUGCAUGACGCUGCCGAAAGAAUCUUUGCGCGACCAAUUCCUCAAAAGACUACGUCCCUCCGAAGUUACCGCGCCGAUGCCUCGAUAG